This is a messenger RNA of Caenorhabditis briggsae, 852 nucleotides long. RefSeq names its product Protein CBR-NHR-236 (gene Cbr-nhr-236). The coding region runs from base 1 to 852 and encodes 283 amino acids. Lineage: Eukaryota; Metazoa; Nematoda; Chromadorea; Rhabditida; Rhabditidae. The transcript has 5 exons. The record is from RefSeq and is a predicted model, not a curated record. Gene Ontology annotation, biological process: cell differentiation; regulation of transcription by RNA polymerase II; anatomical structure development. Gene Ontology annotation, molecular function: zinc ion binding; nuclear receptor activity; RNA polymerase II cis-regulatory region sequence-specific DNA binding.
AUGAUGAUGCUUUGUAAUGUGGAACCACCGAGUUGUAGAGUUUGUGGAGAUCGAGCAUCAGGCCGUCACUACGGAGUGCUCUCCUGCGAUGGAUGCCGUGGAUUUUUCAAGCGUUCCAUUCGAAGAAAUCUUCGAUACACCUGCAAAGAAGCCAAGCGAUGCGUAAUAGACGUCGUUCGUCGGAAUCAAUGUCAAUCGUGUCGAUUUCAGAAGUGUUUGGCUGUUUCUAUGAAUCGACAUGCCGUCCAACAUGAACGCCUCGACACUCCACCCCGAUCAACCGCCCCGGCAGUUAGAACCAAAAAAGUGAAGAAAAUAAAACUCCCCGAAACCAUUGAUCAAUCUCUACUAGACCCUGUCACUUGUCUAUCUACAGUAAUCCAAUGGUGGUCCUCUCUCCCACCAGCCAACACCUUCCCAGCGUCUGAUAGAAGAGUAAGUAUAAUAUUCUCAAAUUGCUGGCACUCUCUAUUCCUAUUCCACAUUAUUUGUCAGCCGGGGAGUAGUUUGAUCAACGAGUGUACCAAUGAAAAACUCCGAUCGAUCCAUAAAUCGGUAAAAGCGCUGAAUUUGAAUGUGGUCGAGCAGUGGGCGAUAACAGUGAUAUUAAUUUAUCGAUCGGAGGAUGGUCGUUUGGAAUCGAAACCUGAAAUCCUUUCCACUCAAAUCGGUGCCAUGCAACUACUGGCUGAAAAUCAUGCGGCCCGAAUUUUCCAAUCCGGCAGCAAUCGAAGCGCUCAACUUCUCCUAGUUCCUUUGUCCAUAAUUCAAAUUCCAGAAUCUGAAAUUCGCGAAACUUUCUUCAAAGAUCAACAGGAUCUAGACGUGAUUUGUAGGAUGGCUGUUCAUUAA